AUGUGGGCGGUCGAUGAUGUGCAUAUGGAAGAUUCUCAAAUGUCCGUCGCCGGAGACUCUUCGCACGCCUUCGAUAAAGUAAAUCAAGGAGGAGGAUCUAUCAAGUUUUUUUUUUUUUGUUUUCAGCAAAUCGAUGAAGAAUCAAUGUUGUCGUCCGCAUAUGGCACGCCUACAUGCUCGCUAGAUUCAAAGAACAAAAGCAGCGAACAAAGGUUUUUCCUAGUUUUUCUACACUUAUGUGAGAUUAUAGUAAUAAUUUAGCAUCCACAAGGUGAAAAGAAUUGAUAAAGUUGAGAACCGGUUUAAGGCCACCCUCAUGAGCGAUUUCACUGGAUAGGGUAUACAAUAGAUAAUCACAGUUGAUGAAAUACACGUAUAGGUAUGUUGAGAUUUAAUUAUGAUUUCUAUAGAAGCCGUCUAGGAAUGCUGACCAAUAAUUCCUUUUCGGGGCUGUCUAAAAGGGAUUUGAAAAUUUUUGUAGGGAUGGCGACGUGGUAACUGGAAAAGAUUUUCUUCGAGAUUGGGUUCAGUUUCCAAAAGAAAGAAUCACAUAAAGGACCAUCCUGAAGAAUGAACCGGAGAGAAUGUCGACCCAAAUAGAAAUUCUGAAUAAAAAUUUUAUUCUCUACUAAAGUUUUGAAAAAAUUACUAUUCACAAAAAAACUGCAUGCGAGUUAUUCUCGAACCUGAAAUAUGGGGGGCGGUUUCUGCAACUCAUUUUUUUAUUUUUUUAAGGGGAAAAAAAUAUUUUUUUCGAAUGCCUUCUGUAAUUUUUUUAUAAUACUUGAGAGUACCCAUGCUGGCUUUUUAAACUUUGUUUGUUUAUUUCUUUAUUUCAAGCUCUUUUUGGGCUAAUAACAUUAAAAAUGAAAAUAAUGUAUGGUUGAGUGUUAUUCAUUAAUUUUUUUUUCGGCCUAAGUAUUAGGAUAAAAACGCAUGAAACGUUUUUUUGAAGUUUCUUUGUUUUGCAGCCUGGCGAUGAACGACAUUGACGAAGACUUUUUCGCUGAAAACGAAGUUAUCGACGAAUCUCAGCAAAUCGGAGAGUUCAUCUCGAUUUUCAAUGUAAUUUUGUUCUUGGAUUAUUUUCGACUCGAAAGACAGCAAGAUCCCCUUCUUUCAACCUUGCUUUUUCGAUAUUUACGACUGACCUCAGAUUUAGAGUAUAUUUCGUACAGAAACUUGCCCGAUCAAACCAAAGACUCGCGCUAACGGCGUUGGUUGAAUCUUCCGCGAUGCCCCACAUUAGACAUUUGCGUCAACUGAUCGAACCCCAUUUCCAACGAGAUUUCCUGUCGUUUUUGCCAAUUGAGGUUUUUGAUUGACAUCAAGUGAUCCGCAAUUUGAGAAAUUUCACAGCUGGCGGAUAUAAUAUUGAAAAGUUUGGACCCCAAAGAUUUCCUCGUGGUGGCGCGAGUUUCGCACAACUGGAGAAUGAUUUCUGAGGACGAGCACUACUGGAAAAGUCGCUGCGAAGAGUUGUCGCUCAGCCAACAUCUUCCUGCACCAACGUUCGUUCUCGAGGAAUUUCCGUGUCUACAGACGAUUCCAGGAGCAGAGUCGACGGUGCGUGGGGGUCGGCCGAGGAAAUGCCCGGCGUCUUGCUGCACGACCACCUCGCCUACGACCCCUGGUGCAAGUUCCGGGAACAGAAGCUGGACUACCAGUUCGGAAGGUUCGGAAUAUUCCAAGGAGAGCAACAAUCUUCCUUUCCAGCAUUUACUAUCGGUCGUUUUACAAGUCUCUGUACAUGCGCAAGGAGAGAAUCAUCGCAAAUUGGCGCAAGAAACAAAUUCGAGGGAGUUGCGUCUUAAGGGGACAUGAUGACCACGUCAUCACCUGCAUGCAUGUUUGUUUUCUGACUUUUUCGUGUUUUUGCAUAAGUUCAAAUUAGAAAGGUUAUUUCAUGUUGCUCAAUCUUUUUUCAUUGCAGAUACAUGGAGACAUUCUUGUCACUGGUUCUGAUGACAAUACACUACGUGUCUGGAGUAUAGAUCAGGGCAUUGUGAGUUUGAAAUCAAGCGAAUAGCCGAUGUCUCCUCAAAUUUUAAAAUUUCCACGAAUUUAGAUUUUAUUUCAAAUAAAAUAUUGCACUUUUAAAUAAUCAUAAUUUUCCCAUCAAAUUAUCACUAUUUUCAAUUCUUUGGAACUUCUAGCCAGAAAACUGAUCACUAAAAGAUAAUUACUGAUUGUAGACCUUCUAGAGGUUAUUCAAUCAUUUAAACUAUUUAGAACAAUUUCGAUCAUUCAGUGCCGUUUCACGUUGACUGGCCACACCGGGGGAGUUUGGACGUCGCACAUCACGAGCGACGGUCGCUACAUCGUCAGUGGCUCUACCGACCGCACUAUAAAGGUAUUCGCUCUUUUGAAAAAGUAACCUGGGCCGGAAAACCUCCAGACGCCAUGAUUCGCGGGAUACUUGAGAUAAAUUCCUACUUCCAAAAGUUAUCUUUCUCUCUAUAAAAAAAACUUCAAUAAGGCAAAUUGAAUCGAAGUAGCUUACAGUGGAAUUAUUUUCAGCCCCGGUUCCUUGCGGAAAUGUAUUUGAGAGCCUUCUGAUCACUAGAUAAGAAAAAAUACUGGAAUAGACCUUGUUCCUGAGUUAUGACGUAUCAAAAGCUUUAAAUAACGAUUUCCAUAUAUAUUCGGGUUGUUUGCAAACUUCAAAGAGUUGCAACUCGAAAAAUGUUCAUUUUGAGAAAUUUCUUUUUUUUUAUCUGAAAUACGGAGGUCUCAGAAUGAAAAAGAAUCAAACGUAAUUUUCACCACUAGUUAAAAAAAAAAUAUUUUUGAUUUGUAUCAUCUAUUUGUGAAGAUAAUUCGUUUUGGCCGUCUCCACUGGAAAAGAAAUUCCGAUCAAGAAGAGGUUUUAGCAAUGUUUUUUGUAGGUUUGGAGUACAGCUGACGGAUCUCUGCGAUACACUCUUUCUGGGCACACGAGCACUGUCCGUUGCAUGUCCAUGUAUGGGAGCAUGUAUGUUUUUUUUUGUCUCUAUUCACUUCGUGCCAGGAUAAAGAGGAAACGCUGUGUUUAUUCCGGAAAAAAUUCUUUCAUUCAUUUUUGAAGAAUUUUUGACUGCUUUAAGGAAACAGUUCCAAUGUAGUUUUGAGAGAAAUGAAGAAUCGGAAAAAAACACUGUAAGCAGCAGAGAGCUUUUUAAAAAAAUAUUUUUUAAAAACGCCGAAAGCGUAGAAUUUUUUUGUCAGAGGAAGAUUCCAAGGCUCGUACUCGUUGUUUUUCACAGUUUGGUGACGGGAUCGCGCGACACGACGUUACGAGUGUGGGACAUCGAGGAAGGUUCCUGUGUUCGUGUCCUUUCCGGCCAUCUCGCUGCAGUCAGAUGCGUCCAAUUCGACGGCGAAGUCGUCGUUUCCGGUGGAUACGACUUCACUGUCAAAGUGAUGACCUUAAUUCUUCACAGAAUAAUGGUCCAGUUUUGAAGGUGUGGAGCGCGGCGAACGGAACUUGCGAAAGAACGUUGCAAGGACAUUCGAAUCGGGUCUACUCACUUCUGGUGAGAAACUGAAGGAUCAAUAACCUUGCGAUCUUCUUUCAGUACGAUUCGGACCGAAGACUGGUGAUUUCUGGGUCUCUGGACACUUCCAUCCGUGUUUGGGACAUGACAAGGAGGGAAGGCGAGGAGUGCACUGUCGUCCUCACCGGACACACCUCUCUGACGUCGGGAAUGCAGCUCCGCGGCGACAUUCUCGUCUCCUGCAACGCCGACAGCCACGUGCGGGUCAGUGCUCCAUAAAAAAUCAUUCUGGUUGGAUUAGAUCUGCAAAAAAGGGAAACUUCGAUUUAAUGCAGUGUGUACUUCGUCUGCCACUACUAGAACCCUUGCAAUUCGCCCCCUCUUGAAAGGCUGACGCCAAAAGACGAUUUUGCACGCAUCCAAAAUUUUCAAUUUCUCUCACAUUUCUCACUAGAAGGCGGUAACCAUGAAUCAUCCUUUAUUCCAAUGAGCUACCGCGAAUCAAAUUUUAUUGAUUUUUCGAAGAGUCGGCGUUCAAAAUUCGUUUCACUAGCUAUGUAAAAUAAGUUCAUGGUUAACACACCCACAAUUAAAAAUAUUGAGAAUUGAAAUAUUACUGAAAAUAAAUUGACCUUAUUCCAUGAGCGCAAAAAAUAAUCCUUGUAUACAGUUCCUAGAGGUCGAAAAACGAAAAUAGUAGAAAAUAUAUUGAAAAAUAUUUUUCUAGGUUUGGAAUAUCAAGACGGGUACUUGCAUUUUCUUGCUCACCGGUCCCAACGGACACACUUCCGCCAUAACUUCUCUGCAGUUUUUUGACGACGACGUCGUGGCGACCAGUAGCGACGAUGGAACCGUCAAGUUGUGGGAUAUCAAGAAAGGUCUAUCACCACGAAAAAAAACUGACAUUUAUUUUUUGCCUCCACAACUUCCACAAAUGAAACAGACGAAUUUGUCUUCACCUUUUCCGAUAACAUCUCUUUUUUUGCAGGAACCUUCAUCCGCAAUCUGGUUCUGCUGCAGUCGGGCGGCAACGGCGGCUGCAUCUGGAGACUCUGUGCGACGCCAACUUUGCUCGCUUGCGCCAUCGGCUCCCGCAAUAACACCGAAGAAACCAAGAUCAUCUGCCUCGACUUCGACGCCGAUUUCCCAUGA
Caenorhabditis auriculariae is the source of this 4628-nucleotide messenger RNA. The record is from the annotation of a GenBank genome assembly. Lineage: Eukaryota; Metazoa; Nematoda; Chromadorea; Rhabditida; Rhabditidae.